AUGAAAAAAGAGUUCAAAAUAUUGGCUUUGCUAAUUCUUGCUUCAACCUCUUGCGUAGUAUUUGCCUAAAAUACUUUCACUGAUACAAAAACCUAAACCAUCAAAUCCUGUCACUUCACUUGUUCUAAAUGCAACGACUCUACAGAUCUUUGUAAUGAAUGCUAGAGCAGCAUGAGCUUUUAUGUUAAAGAAAACUCAAAAUUCAGAUGUUUCUAAUCAUGCCCAAGAGGAUAUAUCCCAUCUAGUAAUGACUAUUCAAGUCUUUAAUAAAUUGAAUGUAUCCUAGAUAAUUCAAAUAUUACAAAAGAUCAAGAUACUUUGUUAAAAAAGUAUUCCGAUAUAUGUGGUCUCUCACAAUUCUGGGAUGGAAACUCUUGCUAAAACUGUUCAUUAAAUUGUCUUAACUGUUCAAGCUUAUCGAUGUGUGAAGAAUGCCUUUCUGGAUACUUUUGGGAUUAAAAUUCAUAGAAAUGCUCUUAAUGCCAUUCUUCAUGCACAACAUGCAAAGGACCAAAUUUUAACGAUUGUAUUAUUUGCGCCUCAUUGCAAAGCUUUUAUCCUGAUUCUAAUGGUGUCUGUGAUUAGUCAGCUUAAAAGAUUGAUUAUAACAUUUAAAUUACUAAGAAACAAGAUUCGAUUUCAAACACAAAAAUUUGCUCAUAAAACUUGAAAUUAAACCCAACAAGUUACUCAGUUCAAUACAAAAAUCUCUAUCUUUAAAAUGAUCCUAAAUGGUCUGGAGUCGAGCUUGUAGAUUCAGCACAAUGCUAAAUUUAGAGUUUCGCUUAGAAGUACUCAAACUUAAAAGACUAAAUCUCUAAAUGCCAAUACAAUUAAAUUUCUAAGAGUACUAUGGGUGUUAAAGGUUAGUUAAUAACACAUUAUGCUACUAUACUUAGCUAACACCUAGCUCAACUAAACGGGGCUUUAAUAAACCCUUAAUUACUGAGUGAUUUCAUAAAUAAAUAAUAGCUUUAAAAUAUUAUAUACAUGAAAAAAGCAAAAUCUGACUUUACUUGCGACUAACUUUCUUGUGAAACACAAAUUAACUCUUACAUUCCAUUUAUUUCAACUUCUUCUAACACCAAGGUUUCUUUGAGAGUAUCUAAAGAAAUUACAAUGACUUAGAAUGGAAAAUUAGUAGAUUGUUUCGAUUAGCAAUCUCAAUCUAAUUAAAUUGACGAUUAAAAACUUUAAGAAGCAGAAUUUGCCUUUAUUUAGGCAGCUGCAAGCUAAAAGUCUUCAAGAGUGAAAAUGUAUGCUAUAGUUGAUGUCUGUGGUAGAACAACUAAUAAACCUAAUAGAGUACAAUUUUCAUCUUUACUUGUUUCUAGUUACUACGGAAAUGGAUUUUUCUCAGCAACUAGAUCAGAUGUUUCAGGCUCCGAAUAAAUCCAGCAACUUUACUUGUAAGGAGCUGAUAAGACUUAAAAUUCAAAUUUAAAAAAGUGCAACCAAAUGUUUACUAACUAGUAUGACUCAUUUUCUAUCUUAAAAGUCAAAUUUUUAGAAGUCCAAGAAGUGGAUAGCGUGUUUGAAAAAGAAAAUAACAGAUAUACUUAAUAUUCAACAAUGGCUAAUAAAAAAUUACAAUAAUAAUAAUCAAAUUUAACUCUUUGCUCAGACCUAGACUUAGGUAGUUUUAUAAUUUAAAAUGAUAACCAAUACAAUCAGCUUUAACUCACAGUUUCUCCUCUAAAUAAAAUUCUGACAACAUAGAUAGAUUUAAAUGAUAUAAAAUAAUACUUAAAAAAUUUCCAAAUUGACGAAAAUGCUUUAAAAUCCAAUAAAAUAAUUUUAUCCGAAAAUUAAGCCUAGUAAAUUUUUAAUUUAUACGUCAUAGAUAUAAAAGCCUAAGCACAAUAAUGCUAUUCAAAUAUUUCUAAAGCUCCUUAAAACAUAUAAAUAACAUUAUUCGAUUUCUUUAAAUCAAAUGGAAAGAAAUGUGAUUUAAAGAAUGAGAUAAUUAAAGCAUUAGAUUAAAACGAUCUAACUCAAUUAAUUUCUUUAAUCCAAUCUAGUAAUUGGUGCUCUUAAAAUUAAUCUAGAUGUCGGGAUUAAGAAGAUUUCUAUGAAAGAGAUCUUGCGAAUUUAUUAGCUACCAUCAUAAGGAAAGAAUUCGAAAUUGAAAAAUUAAGAAGUUUAUUAUGCGAAAAUGACAAAUUUGAAGUUACUGAGGCUUUUAAGUCACUAGAUAUUCAUGGACAUGGUUACCUUACCUCAAAUGAUAUAAAAUUAUUUCUAUCAAAGAAUCAUGUUAUGACCAGAGAAAAAGAAUGCGAUUUUCUUGUUUAUGUGUUUGCUAAAAAUCAUUUGAGCAUAAGCUUUCAAGAAUUUUUAAAAAUCAUUCUCCCUAAAUAAGACGAUAACUUAAAGGAAUAAUGCUUAGAGAGAAGAAAAUUUAGACCAUCAAAUUAGAAACCCACUCUUCCUUUUUACAUUGAAGAAUAACUUUCAAAAAUAUUUGAACUAGAAAUAUAAUUUAUCAGAGAAACAGAAGCUUAAAAAAUGGAUAUUAUGAAUAAUUAUGGUUGGAAUUACAGAGAGUCUUUUAAAAGAAUAGCUCGCCCAGGUUAAUAUCAUAUUGAUAAAUAAGCAUUCUAUGCUUUUAUGAUUUAGAAUCAAAUUACAGAAUUUAGUGAAAACAGUUUUAAAUAUGUGCUCAUAAGAUUCAAUAAGGAUAAUAACGAUAUAAUAACCAUGGAUGAAUUUUGCCAAGCUAUUUUCCCUAGCGAUUAUUUAGCCGAUAAUCCUAUGAUAAAUGAAAGAAAAAAAAAUCCAUAUUUAAGAUAUGUUAAAGGAGAUGAGUAGGAAUUUUAUGAAUAUGUUACAAGCACUUAAAGAUAGUUUGACGAUUAAGAUAACUUUAACUAGGAGGAAUUUGUGUAUAGAAAUGAUGUAGAUAAUUAUAAUGCUUAAGUAAAAAGGUAGGGAGUUGAAUAGCCUAGAAAGUUUUUAAAAACAUCUGUUUAAUAUGAAAAUACUCAAAAUGUAAGGCCUAUGGUUGGAAUAGAAUACAUAGAGUUAAAGGAUGAUUAUCCAACUUUGAAUUAAUUUUUAAUGAAGGUAGGAAAUAAUUAAAACUAUUAAUAUUUAAAACAAAAAUUGAACGGGUCUAUUGUCUAGCAAAGAUAUGUUAGCCCUCAUAGUUAAUCAACUUAACCUAAUCAAAAUGUUGCAACAUAACGUGAUGAAAAAUUUUUAUCUCAAAGAGAUUUCUAAUACAGCAACAGAUCACCAAUUAAUUACCUUUCCUCACAAAAGAAUCUUUAUCUAGAUUAUGAAAAUUUUAGUAAGUAAAAAGAAUAUUUAUCUAGCCCUGAAGAUUAUUUUUAAGCUCAACCUAGACAUGCUGCAAAUCCUAAAAACUACCCUAUGAGAUAUGAUAAAUAUCCAACAUUUUAAUAAAAUUUAAAUGAAAAUUACAGCUAAUUAGCCAAUAGCUAUCUUUUAAAAUCGUAAAUUCAUGCCGAUCAUCCAAUCAGAAGUUCUAUGCCUAUAAAGCCUGUUGGACAUAAUGCCAGUACUGCUAAAUUCGAUCUAUAGCCUAACUUUAGGAGUCAGAUUUCUGGUGAAAAAAUAUAACCUUUUAAAGGUGAAGAUUUUACAAAAAGUAGAUUUGAAUAAUGA
Tetrahymena thermophila SB210 is the source of this 3630-nucleotide messenger RNA. Its product is annotated as EF hand protein, putative. The transcript is spliced from 11 exons. The record is from RefSeq and is a predicted model, not a curated record. Gene Ontology annotation, molecular function: calcium ion binding. Lineage: Eukaryota; Ciliophora; Oligohymenophorea; Hymenostomatida; Tetrahymenidae.